AUGGACAACAAAACCAUAAGAUUCAUCGUUGGGAUCAUCGGAAAUGUCAUUUCACUAUAUCUAUAUCUUUCUCCAACACCAACAUUUGUAAAAAUUGUGAAAUUUAAAUCUGUAAAAGCAUUCAAGCCAGAUCCAUAUCUUGCGACUCUUUUAAGUUGUGUAAUGUGGAUCUUCUAUGGCCUCCCCGUUGUUCAUCCACAUAGUCUUCUCAUUGUCACAGUUAACAGUGCUGGUGUAUUAAUUAACGUCACCUUCUGCUCCAUCUUUUUCCGUUAUUCAGCAUGGCCUCUUCGUAAAAAGAUGAUUAUUGUUUUCAUUUUGGAGGCGAUUUUUAUAGCAGGAAUGGUAGCUGUUGCUUUGACACUAGAACACACACACCCUGCGAGAUCUAUGCUUGUAGGCAUACUGUGUGUCAUCAUGAAUAUUGUUAUGUAUGCAUCUCCACUAACAGUUGUGAAAACCGUGAUCAAGACAAAGAGUGUCAAGUACAUGCCAAUUUUUUUGUCGAUUGGCAAUCUUUUAAACGGAUCUAUUUGGAUCGUUUACGCUGCACUUGAUUUCGAUCCUUACAUCAUGGUUCCUAAUGUUUUGGGGGCAAUUUCGGGAAUGAUUCAAGUCGGAUUAUAUGUAAAGUACAACAAAACAACCAAUUGGGAUGAGGAAGAAGAACCACCUAAUGAGGUUGAAAUGCCUCCAUCUGCUUCCAAUGCAUAAUAGAAGAAUUAGCAAUCUUGUAAUCAGACACCAUUCUUUUAGUUGUUGCUAUACCAGAUAGUGUAUAUACACAUAAAUGAGGUAUUACAAUAUCGACCUCAG
Molecule: messenger RNA, 816 nt
Organism: Lactuca sativa (garden lettuce)
Lineage: Eukaryota; Viridiplantae; Streptophyta; Magnoliopsida; Asterales; Asteraceae
Product: bidirectional sugar transporter SWEET5
Biological process (GO): carbohydrate transport
Cellular component (GO): membrane
Molecular function (GO): sugar transmembrane transporter activity
Source: RefSeq, a predicted model, not a curated record